AAAAAUUCACACACACACAUACACACACACACACACAGGACGGAGGUCUGCUCUCAAACUCAGACAGCAGAGUUUGUCCAACAGACACAGAUGUUGGAGUUUCCUCCGUUUUCUUCUUCUGUCACGGUGAAGGUGGAAGGUGUGUGUGAGCUGAUGUGGAUCCAGUGAAUCCAGCAGCAUGGAUCAGUGGGAGGAACCACGGGAGGGAGCCCCUCCCCCUAAAAAAAGGAAAGAUGGUAACCAUGACAACCAGAGCAAAGCUCAGGGGAACCAACCUGAACCUGGACCUGGAUCCAGCUGGGGGUCCAACAGGAGUGACAUGUCAAAGGGUUUGCCUCCUAACUUCAAAGCCAUCCAUUCAGCAGUGGAACAAGGUCAACAGGUCACACAGAGAGUCCAGUCUGCAGCCUCCGGCUGUGGAUCCAAGAAGAGGGACCGAUCCAAAGAUGAUCCUCCAGACUUCAGAACUGAACCAGGACCUUCAGACUCACAUGUCCACAGAGAGAAGAAGAGGAGCGGACCCCAGUCUGCAGAAAGACCCAGAGCUGCAGAUGUUGGUCUGCAGGAGAUGUUUGGAGAACAUCAGAUCAGUCUGAGGAGCAGAAGUGAACAUGUGGCUGAAGGAACUGAAGAAGCAGGAAGAGAAACGCUCCUCAACAGGGUCUACACUGAGCUCUACAUCACAGAGGAACUGAGACAAGAGGCUCACACCCAACAUGAGGUGAUGCAGCUGGAGACAACCACCAAGACCAACAAGCUCCAUGACACUGCAAUCAAGAACCCAGACAUCUUCAAAGUCCUCUCUGACCAACACAGAUCCAUCAGAGUGGUUCUGACCAGCGGAGUUGCUGGAGCUGGAAAAAGCUUCUCAGUGCAGAAGUUCACUCUGGACUGGGCCGAGGGCUUGGAGAACCAAGACAUCAGUGCUGUGGUUCCUCUGUCCUUCAGGGAGAUGAACUUGAUCAGAGAUGAGCAGCACAGUCUUCUCACUCUGAUCCAGCUGUUCCAUCCAACACUCCAGAAGAUCCCAGCAGAACAGCUGUCUGUCUGCAAACUUCUGUUCAUCUUUGAUGGUCUGGAUGAAAGCAGACUUUCUCUGGACUUCAACAACAGUCCGGUGGUGUCUGAUGUCACACACAAGUCCUCAGUCAACGUGCUGCUCACUAACCUCAUCCUGGGACGUCUGCUGCCCUCAGCUCUGGUCUGGAUCACUUCCAGACCUGCAGCAGCCAAUCAGAUCCCUCCUUCAUGUGUGGACAGACUGACAGAAGUACGAGGCUUCAAUGAUGAUCAGAAGGAGGAGUACUUCAGGAGGAGGUUCCCAGAUGAAAAGCUGUCCAGCAGAAUCAUCUCCCACAUCAAGGGCUCCAUGUCCCUCUACAUAAUGUGUGAAGUUCCAGUCUUCUGCUGGAUCACUGCUGUGGUUCUGGAGAACCUGCUGACCACAGAGCAGAGAGGAGAGCUGCCCACCACCCUAACUGACAUGUACUCCCACUUCCUGAUGGUCCAGACAAAGAGGAAGAAGAACAAGUACCAGCAGGAACUUCAGACAAGUCCACAAGAGCUGACAGAGACUGACAGGGAAGUUCUUCUGAAGCUGGGGAGGCUGGCAUUUGAACAUCUGGAGAAAGGAAACAUCAUGUUCUACCAAGAAGACCUGCAGCAGUGUGGUCUGGAUGUCACAGAGGCCUCAGUGUACUCUGGAGUUUGUACCGAGAUCUUCAGAAGAGAGUGUGGGAUCUUCCAGAAACCGGUCUACAGCUUUGUUCAUCUGAGCGUUCAGGAGUUUCUGGCUGCAGUCUACAUGUUCCACUGUUACUCCAGGAGGAAGGUAAAGGUCAUUGAGGACUUCCUGAAGGACAUGAACAUGGAGAACCCAUCCCUGGAUGAGUUUCUGAGUAGAGUCAUGGAGAUUUCCCUGCAGAGUCAAACUGGACACCUGGACCUGCUGGUUCGCUUCCUUUAUGGUCUCUCUGUGGAGUCCAACCAGAGACUCUUAGGAGGCCUGCUGGGUCAGACAGAGAAGAAUCCAGAAACCAUCCAGAGAGCCAUCAACAACCUGAAGGAGAUCAACAGAGAAGGAUUUUCUCCUGACAGAAUUCUCAACAUCAGUGGAGUUUCUCCUGAAAGAAUUCUCAACAACAUUGGAGUUUUUCCUGACAGAAGCAUCAACAUCUAUCACUGUCUGAUGGAGAUGAAGGACCUAUCAGUUCAUCAGGAGAUCCAAGAGUUCCUGAAGUCAGAGACCUUAUCAGGGAAGGAACUCUCAGAGAUCCACUGCUCAGCUCUGGCCUACACUCUGCAGAUGUCAGAGGAGGUUCUGGAUGAGCUGGACCUGGACAAGUACAACACAUCAGAUGAGGGUAAACGGAGACUGAUCUCAGCUGUGAGGAACUGCAGAAAGUUCAGAAUUUCACAAUGUGGAUUCUCAGAGACUCACUGUGAAAUUAUGGCUUCAGCUCUGAAGUCCAACCCAUCCCACCUGAAAGAACUGGACCUGAGCGACAAAAGUCUGGAGGAUUCCAUAGAGGUUCUGUGUUCUGGACUGGAGUGUCCAAACUGCAGACUGCAGAAUCUGAGGUUGAGGAACUGCAGUUUGUCAGAGAUCAACUGUGAAGCUCUGGUCUCAGCUCUGAAGAAAAACCCGUCCAACCUGACAAAACUCGACCUGAGCUACAACAAGAACCUGCAUGAUUCAGGAGUUCUUCAUCUGUGUGGUUUUCUGGAGAGUCCAGACUGCAGACUGCAGACUCUGAGGUUGAGGAACUGCAGUUUGUCAGAGAUCAGCUGUGAAGCUCUGGUCUCAGCUCUGAAGAAAAACCCGUCCAAUCUGACAGAACUGGACCUGAGCGGGAACGAGAACUUGCAGGAUUCAGGAGUUCUUCAUCUGUGUGGUUUUCUGGAGAGUCCAGACUGCAGACUGCAGACUCUGAGGUUGGUAAACUGCAGUUUGUCAGUGAUCAGCUGUGAAGUUCUGGUCUCAGCUCUGAAGAAAAACCCGUCCAAUCUGACAAAACUGGACCUGAGCCACAACGAGAACCUGCAGGAUUCAGGAUUUCAUCCUCUGUGUGGUUUUCUGGAGAGUCCAGACUGCAGACUGCAGACUCUGAGGUUGUUCAGCUGCAAUCUGUCAGAGAUUAACUGUGAAGCUCUGGUCUCAGCUCUGAAGAAAAACCCGUCCAAUCUGACAGAACUGGACCUGGGCUGGAACGACCUGGAGGAUUCAGGAGUUCCUCAUCUGUGUGGUUUUCUUGAGAGUCCAGGCUGCAGACUGCAGACUUUGAGGUUGAUAGACAGUUUGUCAGAGAUUAACUGUAAAGCUCUGGGCUCAGCUCUGAAGAAAAACCCAUCUAAUCUGACAGAACUGGACCUGAGCGACAACAACUUGCAGGAUUCAGGAUUUCUUCAUCUGUGUGGUUUUCUGGAGAGUCCAGAGUGCAGACUGCAGACUCUGAGGUUGUGGAGCUGCAGUUUGUCAGAGAUCAGCUGUGAAGCUCUGGUCUCAGCUCUGAAGAAAAACCCGUCCAAUCUGACAAAACUGGACCUGAGCGAGAACAGGAACCUGCAGGAUUCAGGAUUUCUUCAUCUGUGUGGUUUUCUGGAGAGUCCAGACUGCAGACUGCAGACUCUGAGGUUGUGGAACUGCGGUUUGUCAAAGAUCAGCUGUGCUGCUCUGGUCUCAGCUCUGAAGUCCAACCCGUCUCACCUUACAAAACUGGACCUGACCGAUAACAACCUUCAGGAUUCAGAUCUUCAGCAGCUCCAGGAUCUGGUGGAGAGUCUAAACUCCAAACUGCAGACUCUGAGCUGGGAGGAAUAAAGAGUCUGAUGCUCCUUCUGGAGGAGCAGAGAGGAGCAGCAGCAGCAGCUGGUCUGCAGAGAUGUUGUGACUGGACGGUGUUGCCUGGAGGGGGAGAGCAGAGUGAUGGAGGAAUCAGAGGAAGUGGAGAUGAGUGUCAGAGCUGCAGCAUGAACUGAUCUGAGAUCAGCUCCACUGUCUCAGCAUCAAGUGGACAGUUAUUGUGCUGCAGCUCCCCCGGUGGACUGAUGGAGAACUGCACUUCCUCUUUUGUUUCUAACUUGUUAGGAAGUUUUCUUCUUCUUUUCUCUAUGAAUACACUCCUUCAUCCAGGUAGAAUCCAUCAUAGUAGUAGGUUUAAAGGUUGUCAUCUGAACUUGGUUUUCUACUUCCCUUGUCUCUCAUAUUGGAAACUUUUCUUAACUUUUUCCAUACACUCUUACCAUAGUUACUAAUGUCAUCUUCCCUAUCUGCUGACGUCUGUGUGUGUCCAUAGAGAUGUUUUUAUGUACAUUAUAGUGGCAUUUUCGCCUGCUUGUUCUGAU
Messenger RNA from Oryzias latipes (Japanese medaka), 4344 nucleotides. RefSeq names its product NACHT, LRR and PYD domains-containing protein 12. NCBI's taxonomy places the organism in Eukaryota, Metazoa, Chordata, Actinopteri, Beloniformes, Adrianichthyidae. The record is from RefSeq and is a predicted model, not a curated record. Gene Ontology annotation, molecular function: protein binding.